Diuraphis noxia (Russian wheat aphid) is the source of this 548-nucleotide messenger RNA. RefSeq lists its product as uncharacterized. The record is from RefSeq and is a predicted model, not a curated record. Gene Ontology annotation, molecular function: sequence-specific double-stranded DNA binding; DNA-binding transcription factor activity, RNA polymerase II-specific. Gene Ontology annotation, biological process: regulation of transcription by RNA polymerase II. Gene Ontology annotation, cellular component: nucleus. NCBI's taxonomy places the organism in Eukaryota, Metazoa, Arthropoda, Insecta, Hemiptera, Aphididae.
CGUGCUUCUCCGCUGACCGGGACGCCAACCGGAUGCACCACCACGGCCACCAUCACGGCCACCACCACGGCCACCAUCACCACAGCCACCACAGCCAGAUGGUGGCCAGUCGGUUCGCGUACUUCAACGCCCAGGCCGCCGUGGCCGCGGCGUUCCUACCGCAUAACAUGAACUCACUGGCCGCUGCCGUGGGCAUGACCGCCGCCGCGGCCGCCAACAACAACGGUGGAGCGCCGCUCUCGCUCACCUCCAAUCACUCGGCCGCCGCAGCCGCCGCUGCAGCCGCCGCCGCUGCCGGAUUAAGUCAUUUAAAUCAUCAAGAGUCGGGCAAGGACUACAGUAAUGAAGCUAUGACAACGUCAUUUGGUUCCAACAAGAAGAAGAAAAAAAGAAGGCACAGGACUAUAUUUACCAGUUAUCAAUUAGAAGAAUUAGAAAAGGCGUUCAAAGACGCUCAUUACCCGGAUGUCUAUGCAAGAGAAAUGUUAUCCUUAAAAACAGAUUUGCCAGAAGAUCGAAUACAGAUGGUGCAAGCCAAAUAUGAAUAA